GCUUUAUUUUAUGUCGGCCAUAUUGACAUCGAAAGGCAAAUAACUUGACCCGAUGAGUAAUAAUUCCAGGCAUAAUUAUUUCGCCGUCUAAAAGACAAAAGGAACGAGUAAAGUAUUUGUAAAGGUCACACAUCUUUAAUUGUGUUUGCUAUUUACGUUCGCAAUCAAAACGCUUAAUUAACCAGUAACACAAGCUGAAAGUUGCGACGAUUGUUUUGACAAACAACACAAAAACGUCAAAAUUACGGAGGAAGGGGAACACAUGAAUUUUCUUUUCUAAUUUGCAAAUAUGUUGCAAGUUAUGGAAAUAAGAAUUGUCAAAAUGACAUAAGAAAACAAUUCAAACAUUGCAUUUAGCGUGUUGUUCGUUUUGGAGUGAUACGGCGAAACUCUGUGAUGGCACUGGAACACUGACAAUUGAGUGAUGGAGGUUUCACCAGUUGAACAACGCCUAAAGAAGCUCGAGGGCCUCUAUUUAGGGGGUGUUCUGAACUCUGGCGGGACUGCCCUGAGCCUUGAGACACUGCUUGACAUCCUGAUUGUCCUAUACGAUGAGUGCCAGAGUCCCGCCUUGCGGCGUGAGAAAAGGAUAUCAGAGUUUGUCGACAUCAUCAAACCUGUUGUAAGUAAAGUAAAGAACUUACGCCUGUCUCGGGAUGACUUCGAAACAGUCAGAAUCAUUGGUCGCGGUGCAUUCGGAGAGGUUGCUGUCGUGAAAAUGAAAUCCACAGAAAAAGUCUAUGCCAUGAAGAUACUAAACAAAUGGGAAAUGUUGAAAAGAGCUGAGACUGCCUGUUUUAAAGAAGAGCGUGAUGUCUUAGUCUAUGGAGAUCAUCGCUGGAUUACCAACCUUCACUAUGCAUUUCAAGAUGAUAACUACUUGUAUCUGGUCAUGGACUAUUAUGUCGGAGGAGAUCUUUUGACACUGCUAAGCAAGUUUGAAGAUCGAAUUCCAGAGGAUAUGUGCAAAUUUUAUAUAGCCGAAAUGGUUCUAGCAAUAAACUCGUUACAUCAACUCAAGUAUGUACACCGAGACAUAAAACCUGAUAAUGUGCUAUUAGACCUUAGUGGACAUAUUGUGCUAGCUGACUUUGGUUCUUGUCUGAAAUUACUGGAGGAUGGUACGGUGCAGUCUUCAGUUGCUGUCGGCACUCCGGAUUAUAUUUCUCCUGAAAUAUUACGGGCAAUGGAGGACGGUCAUGGGAGGUAUGGUCCAGAGUGUGACUGGUGGUCCCUGGGCGUGUGUAUGUACGAGAUGUUGUAUGGCUGCACACCAUUCUAUGCGGAAUCCCUCGUGGAAACAUACGGCAAGAUCAUGAACCAUCAGACUCGGUUUGAGUUCCCGACGGACAUAGACGAGUCAGAGGACUGUUCAGACCUUGCUAAGGACCUCAUGAAGCGACUGAUCUGCUCGGCAGAGACCCGGUUUGGUAGGGGAGGGGUCCAGGAGUUCAAAGACCAUGAGUGGUUCCAGGGCAUCGACUGGGACAACAUUCGAGAAAUGACAGCCCCAUUCGUCCCAGAAGUCAGUAGUCCAACAGACACAUCCAACUUUGAUGUUGACGACUCGGAAUUUAAACACACAGACACAGUACCUCCAUCAACCCAUGGCAUUUUCAAAGGGCAUCAUCUUCCAUUUGUUGGCUUUACUUUCACCAAAAACUGUCUAAUCUCGGACAAUGCAUGUCUAAAGGAUAGUGCAGAAGUGGACACUGGACAGUUGGAAGCACUGGUGGUUGAUGCAUUUAAACGACAAAUAUCAGCUCUCGAGAGGGAAAAGAAGGAACUACAAAUUAAAUAUAAAGAGGCAACCAGCACAAUCCAGCGUUUGAACAAUGACAACGCCAGCGGUGCCUCUGCUGCUGUGGGAGCUGCUGAGGCAGAGAUUCGACAGUGCAAGGAGGAGGUGGCCAUACUGCAUAAAGUAGUGGCAGAGUCCCAGUCUGAGAUCACAAUAGCGGAACAGGACCUGAGGAAGGCUAAAGAGGCGAAAGCUGACAUUGAGCGUAAACUGAAGCUGAUUGAGGAUGAGAAAGCAGCUCUGGAGAAAGAGAUACAGGAUCUGAGGGACAAGUACAAGCAGCAGGCCCGCGAACUCAAAGAUGCUGUAGCCAAACAGAAGAUAGCCAUUGAACAAUUUACUGACUCUAAUGAGGCAUUAUUGAAAUCUCAAGCAAAGGUGAAGGAGUUAACCAGAGAUCUGAGGAAUACGACAGAGGAGACAGAGGAGUACAAACGAAAGGCAGAAACCCUUAAAAACGAAAGACGGCGGACUGAGAAAAGCCUUUUUGAACUGCAGUCCCAAGUUGAGGAGCUGCGUACAGAGGCGAACAGGGAGCGUAAACUGCGGGAGCGUGCAGAGGAAAACGGCCAGGAGUUGGAGCUGGAGGUGGAGGCCUUGAAAAGGAAACAGGCCGGCAAGGAGUCCAGCACAGCCAGUCUGGAGCUAUCUCAGGAAAUCAGCAGGUUGAAAGUAGAAAUCAACAAGAAGGACUUAGAACACGGGGAGAGUGUUUCCAGACUGACAACAAAACAUCAGAAUGAGCUGAGCGACCUGAACUACACGGUACAGGAGCUGGAGCUGAGCAAGAAGGACCUGAUGAAUCAGAUCAACCAGCUGAAGGCCCAGCAGUCAGAGGAGGACUCCAUAGAGGAGCUGAGGACCAGCCUCACACAGCUCAAGUCUCGCUUUGAGCAGGAGGAGAGAAGCAAUGAGACCUUCAAGGAGGAGAACGACCGAUUGCGGGAUGAAAUGAACAAUAUGCAAAGCACACUGGACUUUGUGGCACGAGAGAAGAGUCAACUGGAGAUAGAGAUGAGGGAAAUCUACGACAAACGAGAGUCUGUCGCACAGUGGGAGGCACAGAUCUCGGAAAUCAUCAAGUGGGUGAGUGAUGAGAAGGACGCUCGGGGUUACCUGCAGGCGCUGGCAGGCAAGAUGACCGAGGAGUUGGAGAAUCUCAAGGUCAUGGGUGUGUCUGGGGAGGACUCCGGGCGGCGGUGGCGAAACCGGCGCUCCCAGCGGCUCGACAAGAUGGAGCUGUUGAACCUGCAGUCGAGUCUCAACAGCGAGAUACAGGCCAAGUCUCAGAUAAGUGAGGAGCUGAACAGACUGAAGGCCCAGUUCAGCCUCAUGGAGAACAAGUUCCUCGAAGCCAUGGAUGCCAAUAGUGACCUGAAAAAGGAAAAUGAGGAGCUCAAGAAAAAGAUAGAGAAACAGAAAUCCAAUGAUUGGGAUCGUGAGCAGGCAGAUUCCAACUCCCUCAUUGAUUACUUCAAGGGCCAGUUUUCUAUAUUGAAUGAUGGUAAAAUACAGAACGCAAAAGUGGAUCCAGCAUUGCGAAAAAAUCCUCCAAAAAGGUCAUCCAAUGAAAGCUUGGCAGACGAGAGUAGUGAAGAUGCCCAUUCAAGGGCAGACUCUAAAACAGACUCAAGAACUGAUCUGCAAGAAAAUAAUGAACACAUAUCUGCUAGUCCACACCGAUCUAGACAUAGUGUGUCCUCUGAGAAUGAGGCUGACAUGGUACGGAUGCCAUUUAGUGGUUCACCACCUACAACGCCAAAGUCUCCACAUCAGAAAGUGCAUAAGUUUCUGUACAAGACAUUUAAUGUGCCGAACAAGUGUAACAUCUGUACGUCUCUGUUGGUUGGUGUUCAUAGACAAGGCAUAACCUGUGAUGCGUGUGGCUACAUUUGCCACGUCCACUGUAGUGAUAAAGCCCCACCAGUCUGUCCCAUACCCCAAGAUCAAAUCAAGCGGCCUAUGGGAAUUGAUGUGAACAAAGGAAUUGGGACGGCUUACGAAGGAUACGUCCGGGUACCUCGGUUAGGCGGUAUCAAGAAGGGAUGGGCCCGUCUAUUUGUUGUAGUCUGUGAUUUCAAACUGUUCCUGUUUGACAUUCCCCCUGAUCGGGGAACACCUAGUCAUGUUGUUCAACAGGUGCUGGACAUGAGAGAUGAGGAGUUUUCAGUGAGCCAGGUUUUGCCGUCAGAUGUCAUACAUGCAAACAAAAAAGACAUACCAUGUAUAUUUAGGGUAACUACUUCAGAACUUAAUCCACCUGGUAGUAAGCAUUCUGUGUUAAUGUUGGCGGAGAAUGAGACAGAGAGGCAACGAUGGGUCGGAGCCCUUAAUGAACUGCAAAAACUUCUACGCAGAAAUAAAUUGCCCUUUAAAUUUAUAUUUCAAGCCCAGGAGGUGUAUGACAACUCUCUGUCUCUGGUCAAGGGAACGUACUCUGCAGCUGUCUUAGAAUCAAGUCGAUUGCUGCUUGGUACAGAAGAGGGGGCAUACAUAGCUGAACUUGCAAAAGAUGUGCUAAUACGUAUUGGGGAUAAGAGCGAGAAGAAGCCAGUGUUUCAAGUGGAGUUGGUGCCAGAGGAAAAACUAAUCAUCCUCAAUAGUGGCAAACAGCGGCAUAUCAAGCUCCUGCACACGUCGGCCCUGGAAGGCUACGAGGUGGACACGGUGAAAAUCCAGGAAACCAAAGGCUGCCAGUUAUUCUGCACAAACACUGGACACUCGGAAGCCACUGCCACAUUUCUGUGUGUUGCUAUGAAACGGACAGUGAUAGCAUUUGAACUAAUAAAAAAUCGACAGAAAUAUCGCAAACAGCGGGAGAUGACCGUUCCGGGCCAGAUUACGUUCCUGGCCCUGUGGGAGGAGAAGCUCUGCGUGGGCUAUGCCUCAAGUUUCUGCUUGUACAACGUGCUGGGGGACGGGGGCCCGAACAUGCUAGUCAGCCAGGAGGACAGUCAGCUCAAAUUUCUGUCACAGAGCAGCGUUGAGUCCAUGCUGGCCGUGGAGCUGUCUGACAGAGAGUACCUUCUUGCAUUUAAUGUAUGUGCUGUAUACGUAGAUAGCUAUGGUAGGAAAUGUCGUCCCUAUGAAAUCUUGUGGCCCGCCCAGCCUACAGCUAUCAGCUACUGUAACCCUUACCUCAUCUGCUAUACAGAGAAUAGUGUGUUUGUCUAUGAUGUUUACAAGGCUGAGUGGGUACAGACCCUGUGUCUUAAAAAGACUAAACCAUUGAACAGGGAUGGCAGUCUGAACUUGAUCAACAAUCUCGAUGUCCUCCAGUUGAUACACUUCAAGAACUUAACCAAAGAAGAAGACAAGCUUCAGCUUACUGAGGUAUUUAAAGGUAGAAGUGUGAAUCGAAACAAGCGACGGUUUUCGUUUAAAACUCGGGAGGAUGAAAGAAGUGCCAAAGGUCGUUCAAGGGAGAUCUCGGCUCCCAUGUCCUUUACUCACGUCUCCCACAUGGGGCCGGACCAAAAACUGCCCAGUGUCUCAGCUGCGGACCGUAAAUCUCGUGCUAUCUCAGCUCCCACCAAUUUCAACCAUGUGGCCCACAUUGGUCCCACCCUCAACCUUAUGGAUCUUCCAACAGCCAGGACCACCCUGUCUGCAUCCAACAGCCUGGGUUCUGUUGACCAGGGCAAGGCCAAGAAGGGGAGAAACCUCUUCAACAGUCGCAGCAGUGACAGCAAGCUUCCCCGAGGAGUCAAGUCACAUAAUGGCAAUGCCAGCCGGGAGAUAGGUCGGCAUGUGGGUGGGUCCUUGCGUUCAGAUCUGUCAGACAGUCCUGAGCAGCCAAGCUACCUGGGAGAGUCCUCUCCGACCAUUUUUGAGAUCCCAGUUCAGCAUUUUGACAGCGAGGGGAGCAUGAGGGCAGCGAGGGCCUCCCUGGACUCCAACAGCAGUGACGGGGGCAGCUCCCUAGGGUCCCUUGUGCGCCAGUUCAGCGCCCCUGAUGACCCAGAUAGCGCUCGGGAUGAAUGGUCCCACCUGUGACUCCAGACUGCCAGAAUGUCACGUCAAUGGGGAAUGAACUCAGUUUUACACUUGGAUGACUGAGUGGAUCAGUUCAUUUUGGUACUUUCGGAUCACAUGUUAAGAUUAAAAAUAAUGUGACACGGGGGAUCUGUUCAUUCUGUCACGUGCGGUCAUAAGUUAUGAGAACUGCAUUGGUCACUGCAGUCUGAUACCUCUGCCAUACUUUAAACAAAGAUCUGACUGUAUUUAAUUAUUGUAGCAUCGUUGGCUUUUGAAUGUAAUAGUAUUGUUUUCAUCCGGGCAGCACAGUCACAGACUGAUGUCACUACUGUUUCUUGGUAUUUACAGGGCUAAAAAUCUCCUUUUCUUCAUAUGAAACAUCCCUAUUAUGAAAUGAACAAUGUGGCUCUUUGAAUGCAAUAUUUGACCUGCAUCAUGCAAAAAUGUGUGAUAUGGUUAUCUCCUGACCAUACUGUGCAAACCGACCUAGAGCAACGGUGACCGCAUCAGUUAUAAGACUCAUUUUGGCAUGAUGCUGGUCAUAUCAAGACUAGUUUGAGCAAGUCAGUUUAUCAGAUGUGUAUUCCAGUUGUUGUGUGCGCUUUUUAUAAGAAAACUUAAAUUUGAACAAUUCUUCACAGAAUAAAAUACUAUGAUUUAAACGUAAAAGUAUAUAAGGAUAUCAAUUUUAAUGAAUAAAUUAUUUCUUAUGUUCAUACUGAUCCAAUGUUGUAAUGAGCAAUUUAAAGUUUAACUAGAUUGUUGUGAUUAUAUGGAACCCAGUAUGUAAUCCAUUAACAAGAAUAAGAAGUGAUUUGUUGUGUGACAACUGUCAAUGUUGAUCUUGUGUAGUCAAAACCUGGGUUACUCUUAGGCUUCAUCAUUCCCAUACUCAGUAAUAAACAAAAAUGUAAUGUGAACAAGUUGUCAUUGUAAAAAAAUAUUUAUACACCUACUAAUCUUUCCACUCUGUGUACAAUCCCCCUUGGUAAGAAAUAUGUGAGAUUCCAGACAAACAAGUUAAGUGCACAUAUUUUUGUCAAUUCUAAUUUGCUAAAACCUCAUUUUAUUAUGUCAGCUGCUCAUGUCUUUUAUCAAAUUGUUGUAUCUGUGCAAAAUGACAUGUGUUAAAAGCUCAGAAUUUUAUUCAUCCUUUCGUCAUUAUUUGGGUAAAUAAUUUAUGGAGUUGUUGUUAUUUUUAAUUAUUAAAUCGAUGUUGGAAUAAGAAGGAACAUUUUACUUUGCACUUCAAAAGUCUACUUUAGAAAAGGUGUAAUUAAAAAGAAGUUCAGGCUGAACAUAUAUCAUCUUGGUUAUUAGUUAUUACUUAAAUUGUGUCUAACAUGAAAAUGUCAGCUUAUGACUAUAAUUCUUUAAAUCAGCUGGAUUUUGCAUUGAACAUUGUUAAAUAUGCUGUGGUUUAAUUUGUGAGUAUUCUUUGUCACAGCCUUUUAAAAUGAGGUAAUGUAAACAAGUAAUAAUUAAAACAACUUAUUUGUGCACAGUUUUAGAUGUUCAAUAAAUAGAGAGAAACAGUUCAGUGCUGUUUAUGUGAAGGAAAAAGUUGAGUACCAUUAUCAUCCCUCACCAUAACAUAAGUGUCUAUUUACUGUAAGCUGCCAUUUUGAGCUGUCAUUAAGUAUGUUGGUUGCAUACAAACUGUAUUCAUUUGUGUUGUGAUGCAAGAUCUUGUAUUUGGCCAGUAUUUAUAUAAUUGUUUCACACACUCAUGUGUAAUUUAACCAAUGUAGAGAGCUUACAGUCCUGGUUUCUGAAUCUUCAACCUGUGCUAUGUGAAAGCAACAAUAUGCAUCAUGGUUUUAUGGUCAGGCAGUUUAUUUGGCAAUUUUUUAAAGCAGCGUUGAUGCUGUUUCAUCAAAUCAAUUGAAUAUGUGUGUUAAACGUGUUUGUUAAACAUGUUUGUAUGCCCCCUCCCCCCUAUUGAAGAAGGCAUCAAUCAGCAGUUGCACUGUCCAUCUUUCACUCUGUCUCUCUGUGCGAAGUGUCUUGUCUAAGCCAUAUCUUAUGACAUAUUUUGCUCUCAAAUGUCUACCACCAUAAAAUAAUUCAUUGAAACGCCCACCUGUGACUAAAAACAGCUUUAACAUAUAUGUAUAAGCCAAACAUUUGCCAUAUAUUGAUGAUAAAAACUGCGAACAAAUGCAAUCCAUCUUAAGACAAUGGGUCAUGUUUAACCCUUAGCUCCAUAUUUCAAAGGUCAAGGUUGCAUUUAUAGAUCAAAAGGUCAGACUUGGCAUCAAAACAGCUUGUUGGGAUUUUAAUUUUAUACUUUGUCAUGCUACAUGUAUAUUAAAAAACUUACCACUUAUAACCUUCAUGAGGAAAAUGGGUUUGGGUGGAAAACUUGUCUCUCCUUCAAGGUGGAAGGUCAAAUUUGGCUGCCGCCAUAAAGUCGGGGCUCGAAGUUUGUCAUUCAACAUGCAAUUUAAAAAUAAAUUCCAAAAUGACUACUAUAAGGAGAAGUGAGGGUUUUGUUUAUCACUGUUUAAUUAUCUUAAAGGUCAAGAUCACACCAAUAAUAGUUCAAAGGUCUAAUUUGGCUGUACAGAACUUGCUUGUGACAGAAGCAGAGUCUUAAGGCAAAUAUGUGGAAUGGGGUUGGGGGGUGCAUUGGUGCCCUUUGGCCACAUGUCUUUUUUUAUGAGAAAUUAUUUGGUAGAAAGAAACGAUACAAGGGAAAGAGUUAUUUAUCUGAAAAGGCCUGUUGCGCUAAAUAAGAACCAAAAUAAAAUGAAGCUCUGCUCCAUAAUCCUUUACACAUUGUGUUAAGAAUUUUGCAAGAGUUGAGUGUAGAAAUAUUUUAUCUGCUUAAUAUCGGUAUGUUAGAUAGGAUAGUUUAACACUUAAACCAUGAUUGGCUUUCUUGUUAUUUGUGCUAGUGUCUGUGCUACAAAAAUCAUCCAUACAUUUUUAUGCCUCGGGGAAAGUGGCAUAUAGAAGUUGAACUGUCCGUCUUUCAGUCAGUCUGUCCAUCCGUCCGAAAACUUUAACAUUGCCCAUAACUUUUGCAAUAUUGAAGAUAACAAUCUUGAUAUUUGGCAUGCAUGUGUAUAUCAUGGAGCAGCAUAUUUCGAGGGGUGAAAGGUCAAGGUCAGCCUUCAAGCUCAAAGGUCAAAUAUAUGGCUUCAUAGCGGCGCAGUAGGGGGCAUUGUGUUUCUGACAAACACAUCUCUUGUUUAAUUAUACCAGAGGUCUUGCAUGUAUUGGCAAAAAAACUACUAAACUUUACAGCCUCAGUCGCAUUGUAAAAUAUAUUGGCCAAUGAAUGUGAUUUUAAACAGAAAUCUGCAAUUUCAUUGGUUAAUAUAUUUGUAUUGUCUACAAGUUCAAGGAGUUAACAUCCGUGCUUCUUACUUUCAAUUGGUGUGCUGUCCAAGUAUGGUGGAGUGACUCUGGUCAUUUUGUUAUUUGAUUUUUGUCUUCGAGUAAAGUGCCAAUUAUGUUAGUUGAAGACCUUUCUAAAGUUUAUGCUUUUUUUUUUGAUUUUGUUACAAAAGUAGGAGUUUGUAAACCAUUUAUAGAAAUAACAUGUUUUCUAUUUGUUGUUUUUUGACGUUUUUAAUCGUUGGAAAGAAGUUGUACAGGGUCACCUUAACAGUUAUUUUCUAUUGUCUCCUAUAGUCAUAACCAUGUGAUCAUCAGUAGUUGAGCAGACAUAGUUACAAAUAAUGAUACUGUAGGAUCACAUAAUGUUGUGCAAGACAGUCUUUCUGCCUGUCAGUAUCAUUGGGUAUCUCCCCUUAUAAUUUCUUCUCUGUUGCUUUGCCAACCAUUAUUGUUAUGGAAUAUGUAUGUAUAAUGUGCAAUGCUGCACAUGUUGGUUUUGAAAGCACGUGUUUGUUACCAUUUCCUUGGUGCUUAAUAUUGUGAGCCUUUAUAUAUUUAAUAGUUUGUUGAAAUUUCUGUAUACUGAUAUGUACAUAUAGUAUAUAGAUUGUAUUAAAUGUUUUAGAGCAUUUUAUGGUCAUUUUACCCUGUAAAUAAUAAAUAUCUCAGUUCUAUAAUGCUGUCACUGCGCACAUGUCUAUUCUAAACUUGUAUACCUAUCAUAUGAGCUUGUGAUAUGAAGCUUAAAAUCUUGAUCUUGAGAAAAGCAAACUGACUAUACACAGCAUCUUUUGAGAAGAGCACUUAUUCGAUGUAGCUAACAUUAAUUGAAUAAUCUUUUCAUAAUGUCUCUAAAGCUUGCAUGAUUGUGUAGAGUUUCUUGGUUAUGUGUCAAUCAACUAUGUAAUCCUUAAAGUAGUUUUUACAGUCAUAGUUCUAAUUUAGGUUAUUAUUAGCAUGUGCUUAAUAUUUCAACUAAUGGACCUUUUUUGUCUAGAAGGUUACAUUCCACUUCAUUAUUGCAGGUUGUCUUCCCAUGUUUUGUGAUUACAUGUAUAACUUGUUUGUGAUUGUUGCAGGUCUGUUCAGAAACAGCUAUGUUACUUCUAAUUAAUACAUUUAUUUAGUUGUACAAUUUCCUAGUUUUGUCUUAGACCACUGUUCCACGCCUUUGAAUUUUAGAAGAAAAAAUCAAAACUUAUUUUAAGAUUAUUUGGAGUUAAACAGUUCGUAACUAUUACAGACACCUUUAACACAUUUAUGCCUAGCGUCUAGAAAAAAGGCCUUGGAAAGCAGCGUAGGCCUAGAUGAGACGCUGCCUGAUGCAGUGUCUCAUCUGGGUCUACGCUGCUUGCUUAAAGGAAUUUCUGUAAGAAAUAUUCUAAAUAUAGAAAUAAAUAUACUUCACAUCCCUAAUUUUGGAAAUAAAUUGAUCCUAAUUAGAAGGAUGGGAUAGUCCACUAGGCAUAAAUGGGUUAAUAUAGGCACUAAACACUGUGUUUGCAUCUGCUUGAAAUACACACAGAGGAAACUGAAUUUAUAGUUUGAACAUUAACAAAAUAAGUCAUAGAUGAAAUAUAUUACAUAUGAUGGGGUUUUGACUGUUAACUUAAAGAAAAGUUUGAUACGGUAUACAAGUAAACCUCUGCAAAACAUGUGCAUUGCAUCUUUUAUGUAAACUACUUAAGUGAAGGUUAAUGUCAAUGUAUUCACAAAGAAUGUAUGCAAGCUAUUGUUAUUAAAGCAUAAACGGUAGUUAUGGUCGUCAACAUUUUUCAUUAUGAAUGGUUGUAUUAGGAUUCCCUUGUAAGGUAUCUUAUCUUGAAACUCUGCACCCUGUAUUGUAGUCACGUUAUUCUAAUAUUGUCAGUAUUUAUUACUUAUUUGUUAACAUACAAUGUAACUUCUUGUGAUGAAUCAAUUGCAUUUCACUUUUGUGUACAUUAUAUGUUAUAACCAAAUGUCGUAUCUACGUGUAACAACCUGUGUAAACUUAGUAUAUGUGUUUAUUCUAAAUUGUAGUAUUAAUACGUAGAUUGCAAGAUAUUUGUACCAUUUUUAUUGAUCCAAAUUUUAUUGAAUAUUGUUCAUGAAUUAUUAAGCUUUAACUUAAUUAAUUUGUUAAUAUGUAAGAUAUGUAAAUACUUAUUGCUUUGUAAAACAUGGUUGCUAUUUUAAUGCAAUGUGGCGGCUUGCUAUAUAAGUUGCUUUGGACAACACCGAUUCCGUGGUUUGUGAUAUAGAACCAACACUGCAAGGAUCAAAUCUUUAAAAAAAAUUACAUUUAUAUUAAAUGGGCAAAUAAUUUUGAUGAUUUGAAAAUUUUGGGCGAAAUAAAAGUGUAAGUGCCUUAUUGAAGGCAAAAUGCUGUAAAGCAUUAAAAGGCUAAUCAAUGUGCAAAACUAGAAGCGCGAAAAAGGACAACUGAGAAAUAGUGAACAGUACCAUAUUAAGCAUUUUAAACAUUUGACUGACUUUAUGCUGUUUUGGUCAUAUAUAGCACACCACGAUAUUGGCGAUUCCGGUAUGAGCAUUUUAGAUAGAUGUAUUCCAAUUAACCUCUGUAUUCAAAUGAUUGUUAAAGCAUGGUACUGCUGUUUCUUUAUUAAAGCUUUCUUUGUUGUGGAGCCAAUUUAAAUUUCGAAUGAUAAAUUAUAGAUUCUAAUUUAACUUUAAAUUCUAAUUUAAUUUCUUUAAACAUGUUCUGUCAUUUUUGACAUUUACAAAUAUUUAAUUCAUUGUCAUGGCAUGUUUUAUUCCAGCAAACAUGACAUAACAAACUUCAGCCAAAUAAUACAACAAAGGUCAGCGAAAUAAAUAUCGAUUUUUAAUUGUAAAAUAGCUUCGAUGCACCAUAUUUGUAUGGAACAAUGCAAUACAGAUUGUUAUAUGUAAGCAAGUUGGACGGGCGGUGUGUGUACAGUAUUUGUAUCGUGUUGACAGCUGUCGCUGCUUAAAUUGUGACACUAUCCCACUGUGGAGUAUCAACCAUAGGAUUAUUAAUAAACUCAUUAAAUCCAA
This is a messenger RNA of Dreissena polymorpha, 12148 nucleotides long. Its product is annotated as serine/threonine-protein kinase MRCK alpha-like. Gene Ontology annotation, biological process: peptidyl-threonine phosphorylation; actomyosin structure organization. The record is from RefSeq and is a predicted model, not a curated record. Bases 425 to 5797 code for a protein of 1790 amino acids. The transcript has 40 exons. Gene Ontology annotation, molecular function: protein serine/threonine kinase activity; ATP binding. NCBI's taxonomy places the organism in Eukaryota, Metazoa, Mollusca, Bivalvia, Myida, Dreissenidae. Gene Ontology annotation, cellular component: cytoplasm; cytoskeleton.